Messenger RNA from Exophiala dermatitidis NIH/UT8656, 1419 nucleotides. RefSeq lists its product as uncharacterized. Gene Ontology annotation, cellular component: mitochondrion. Bases 1 to 1419 code for a protein of 472 amino acids. The record is from RefSeq and is a predicted model, not a curated record. Gene Ontology annotation, molecular function: FAD binding; sulfide:quinone oxidoreductase activity. The transcript has a single exon. Lineage: Eukaryota; Fungi; Ascomycota; Eurotiomycetes; Chaetothyriales; Herpotrichiellaceae.
AUGGUUCGCAUCAGCUUCACAUCCAAUGCCUGCCGGAAGGCACGCUCGCUCAUAACCACCACCCAGACCAUCAAACCAACUUCACACAGCACCAGACGGGGAUUCGCAUCAGUAUCCUCCACAGCAGUAACCUCCAGCUCCGGCAACCGCCAACACAAAGUCGUAGUCGUGGGCGCGGGCAGCGCAGGCCUCUGCAUCAGCCAUCAACUCCUCCGAACCGGCAAAUUCGGCACUCACGACAUCGCCAUCAUCGACCCAGCUCAAUGGCACCACUACCAACCGGGCUGGACGCUCGUGGGAGCCGGGCUCAAAAACAAAGAAGACCUCAAACGCCCCGUUGAAUCAUUACUCGACCCGAAACUGAAAUUCUACAACACGGGCGUCAACACCUUCUCACCGGACCAGAACAGUGUCAAUCUCAGCAAUGGAGACAACCUCACCUACGAGCAAUUGGUCGUCGCACCAGGGAUCAAGAUCAACUACGACUCGAUCAAGGGGUUGCCCGAAGCUCUCGCGAAUAAAGAUUCACUCGUCUCAUCGAUCUACGGCUACGAGACUUGCGACAAGGUCUUCCGCACGAUUGAGGCCCUCAAAAAGGGGAAUGCCAUCUUCACCCACCCGACCGGCGUGGUGAAAUGUGCGGGCGCACCCCAAAAGAUAAUGUGGUUGGCCCUUGACCACUGGACGAAAGAGGGUCUGUAUAAUCCUAAACCGGAUAGUAAGUCGCCUUCGGCGAUCAAUAUCACUUUUGCGACCGCUUUGCCCGGCAUGUUCGGCGUGCCCAAAUACAGCCAAGCACUCAAUGAACUACGCCAGGAACGAAAUGUGGAGGGGCUGUUUCAACAUGACCUAAUUGCUAUCGAGGGCAACACGGCUGUCUUUUCCAACCUUAACACCGAGGGCGAGGGCCAGGUGGUCAAACGCCACUUUGAUUUAUUGCACGCCGUUCCCAAAAUGGGUCCUCACCCCUUCAUCGCAACCAGCCCCCUAGCCAACUCCGCGGGCUUCGUCGACGUCGACGAGUCGACUCUCCAACACAAGAAAUACCCCAACGUCUGGUCUGCAGGCGAUGCAUCGAGUUUGCCGACCUCAAAAACUGCCGCCGCAAUCACGGGCCAGGCACCUGUCCUGGUUGCAAAUCUCCUUCGGACGAUGGAGGGCAAACCCGUUGAACCAGAGUAUAAUGGAUAUACCUCGUGUCCAUUGUUGACCGAAUACGGCAAAGUCAUGCUUGCCGAGUUCAAGUAUGGUGGCGUCCCUGAGGAGACUUUCAAUAAGUGGUUUGGGUGGGAUCAGGCGGUUCCAAGACGGGCGUUUUAUCAUUUGAAAAAGGAUUUCUUUCCUUGGGUUUAUUAUAAUUCCAUGGUUAAGGGCACUUGGGCCGGGCCGAAGGGGUGGAUUAGAGGGCCGUCCGAGUGA